CAUCAUCAAUAAUCCAGCUGCAACCAUGGCGGCAACAGCGGUGCACAGCGCCGAGCGACCCAAAAUCACGAUCUUGAAGCGGCAGCGCGACGAUUCCUCUGUAUCGCAGAACAAGUUCCUGAAGAAGACCGCGCGGGGCAAGGUGCUCCAGUUCCUGCGCGAGAAGUAUGUGCGCGACGACAUCCCGUGCGGUUUUGAGGCUUGCCACAUUUGCUCCGAGUUCCCGGGGUUCCGUCCCGUUCUCCCGCAGCGCGGCUACACCAAGCACUCCAAGUUCACUUACCCGUCCGGCCACUGGCUGGUGGUCGACACGAACAUCGUGCUUCACCAGAUGGACCUUUUGACGGCUCUUCCAGCCCAGCUCCCCCUCAUUGUCCCCUCUACCACUAUUCGCGAGGUGCGCCACCGCUCGUUGCCGCUGCACAACCGGUUGCAGCAGCUCGUACAGGACGAGGAGCGCUGUGUGUGGGUCUGGUGGAACGAGGAGUGCCGCGAGACUGCGACCGCCGCCGCUGAGUAUGAAGAUGAGGUCGUUAACGACCGCAACGACCGCGCUAUUCGCGAGACGUUGCGCUUUUACCCCGAGCACAUCUCACAAUCUGUUGCCGCUGCACCUCAGCUCAUUCUUCUCACAGAUGACAAGCGGAACCGUGAGCUUGCGGCCCAGGAGGGUCUCGUGGCUGUCAGCACGCGUGACUAUGUCGAUGGGCUGCAGGGUGACGUUCGCGACCGCCUCGUUGACCUCGUUGCGGGUGGUGUGGAUGAACUCGAGCCUGGAGAACGCAGGAACAGGAGGAUUUACGAUGACUAUCUCCCUCAGGACACAUUGACCGCUGGCGUCAAGAGCGGGCGGUAUGUCCAAGGCUACUUCAACGCAAACCAGUACAAUUACCUCGAGGGCACUGUUCGCGUGAUGGGCAUGACCAAGCCAGUGCUGCUUGUGGGGCGGAAAGCUAUGAAUCGUUCUGUGGAUGGCGAUCAAGUCAUUGUCGAGCUGCUGCCCAAGACCGAGUGGAAGGCACCCGGAGACGAGGUUUUGGAUCAGGACGUUGCGCUCAAGGACGAUGAUGCCGAGGGAGACGAGGGCACCGGGGAGAAGGACGAGUUGAAGGAGGCGAAGGACACGGACGAGGUCGCCAAGAAGGCGCCUAAGGAGAUCCUGCCCACCGGUCGGGUCGUGGGCAUCGCGAAGCGCAACUGGCGCCCAUAUGUCUGCCACAUCGACCGCUCCUCGCUCUCCGAGGCGGCCCUCACGUCUCUUUCUCAGCAGACAAUCUUCGCCACCCCUUUGUCUCGCGCUCUCCCGCGCAUCCGCUUGCGCACUCGCCAGGCGCCCGCGCUGCUGGAUCAGAAAAUCCUUGUCAGUAUCGAUAACUGGACGGUGAACUCGCGUUACCCCGACGGCCACUUUGUUCGCGCACUCGGCAAGGUAGAGAGCAAGGAGGCUGAACAGGAAUCGCUCUUACUCGAGUACGAGGUUCCCUACCGACCAUUCGGUAAGGCGAUUCUGAAUUGUCUGCCCAAGGAGGGCGACAGCUGGAAGGUGCCACCCAAGUCGGUUGACUCCUUCGAGUGGCGUGACCGCGAGGAUCUGCGCGACCUCAUCGUGUGCAGCAUCGACCCGCCAGGAUGCCAGGACAUCGACGACGCGCUGCACGCGCGCAAGUUGCCUAACGGCAACAUCGAGGCGGGCGUCCACAUUGCCGACGUCGGCCACUUUGUCCUCUCGGACAACCCGAUGGACUCCGAGGCCGCAUCCCGCGGCACCACUGUGUACCUUGUCGACAAGCGUAUCGAUAUGCUGCCCGAGCUGCUGGGCACCAACCUGUGCUCCCUGCGGCCCUUUGUCGAGCGCCUCGCGUUCUCAGUCAUCUGGGAGCUCACGCCGGGUGGAGACAUCGUGGACGUGCGCUUCACCAAGUCGGUCAUCGCGUCGAAGGAGGCGUUUACGUACGCUGCCGCGCAGCAGCGCAAGGAUGACAAGUCUCUGAAAGAUCCUCUUACCGAGUCGAUCCGGUUGCUUAACUCGCUUGCGAUCAACCUCAAGGCCAAGCGUGUGGCCGCGGGUGCGCUGUCGCUUUCUUCUCCUGAGCUGAAGAUCCAUCUCAACUCGUCGGAAACUACCGGCCCAAUUGACGUCGAGCAGAAGGAGCAGCUUGAGACUAACUCUCUCGUUGAGGAGUUCAUGCUGCUCGCCAACAUCAGUGUUGCGCGCAAGAUCCAGGAUGCAUACCCUGCAACCGCAGUCCUCCGUCGUCACCCUCCUCCGCCGAAGACCAACUUCGAGGCGCUCCAGGACAUCCUGCAGAAGCGCAAGGGCAUGACCCUGGAUGUCUCCAGCUCUAAGGCGCUUGCUGACUCGCUUGAUGCUUGUGUGGAUCCCAACCUUCCGGAGUUCAACACCCUUGUGCGCAUCAUGGCGACGAGGUGCAUGCUUUCCGCCGAGUACUUUGGCUCGGGCAGCGUAUCCAAGGAGUCGUACGGACACUACGGUCUUGCGAGCGACAUUUACACGCAUUUCACUUCGCCGAUCCGUCGCUACGCCGACGUGUUGGUGCACCGCCAGCUCGCGGCCGCAAUCAACUACACGCCCCUCCACCCCUCCCUGCAGUCGAAGCAGCACGUCGAGCGCCUGCUCAAUGUUGUCAACAAGCGCCACCGCCUGGCGCAGAUGGCCUCGCGCGCGUCCGUUGAAUUCUACGUCGGGCUAGCGCUCAAGGGCCGCACAGAAGGCUCGGGCGUCACUGCCGUGCGUGAGGAGGCGUUUGUGAUCCGCACAUUCCGCAACGGCCUCGCCGUGUUCGUCUCCAAGCUUGGCCUUGAGGGCCUCAUUACCUUCGCUAAGGACACGCACGAGUUUGACCCGGAGAACUACCUCAUUCACGUGCCCAAGCCGCGCGGGGGCACGGCUACUAUCGGCGUGUUUGACAGAGUCACCGUUGAUAUUUCGAUCGAGAAGGACGCCAACACGCAGCGCGGCAAGGUCAAGAUGACGCUCGUUAACCCAGUGAGCUCCGAGGGUCUGUAGCGUAGGCUUGUAGUACAUCAGUGUAUGCAUAUAGAGGUCACACAUCGCACUG
Cutaneotrichosporon oleaginosum is the source of this 3080-nucleotide messenger RNA. RefSeq lists its product as uncharacterized. The record is from RefSeq and is a predicted model, not a curated record. Gene Ontology annotation, biological process: rRNA catabolic process. Gene Ontology annotation, molecular function: RNA binding; 3'-5'-RNA exonuclease activity; endonuclease activity. Gene Ontology annotation, cellular component: nuclear exosome (RNase complex); cytoplasmic exosome (RNase complex). Lineage: Eukaryota; Fungi; Basidiomycota; Tremellomycetes; Trichosporonales; Trichosporonaceae.